AUGAACUUUGAACAAUUAAUAGAUGAGCUCAAUGUGGCAUUAAAUGUUAAAGAAAUUGCUCUACCCCAGGUUAACUCGUUGCUCGAAUCAUACAAAAGUAUUGGAGAUUGGCAGAGAUAUGCUCAUUUCGAUAAGAACGGAUACACCAGAAAUCUGGUAAGCACUGGAAAUGGUGCAUACAAUAUUAUUAUUCUGUGUUGGGGACCAGGAAUGGCUAGCAACAUUCAUGAUCAUUCAAGUGCUGAUUGCUUUGUUAAAGUAUUACAUGGACAGCUUGCUGAAACACAAUUCAGCUUUCCAUCCGCUGAUAAUGAUAAGCCAUUGACUGCACUUGGACAAUCAAUUUAUGAACGCGAUGAAGUAUCUUAUAUGAAUGAUGACUUAGGAUUGCAUCGUAUGGAAAAUCCAAGCCAUUCAGAAGCAGCUGUAUCUCUACACAUCUAUACUCCCCCAUAUGAGUAUUGCAAUAUUUAUGAUGAAAGAACAGGAAGAAAAACUCGCAGCUACAUGAAAUUUCACAGCAAAUUUGGUAAAGUUGUUGAAUCGCUUGCCGCUGCAGCUGCUCCAUCACCAUCAACACCAACUAUCGUCAACAAUUAA
Auanema sp. JU1783 is the source of this 600-nucleotide messenger RNA. The record is from the annotation of a GenBank genome assembly. Lineage: Eukaryota; Metazoa; Nematoda; Chromadorea; Rhabditida; Rhabditidae.